UGAAAGGAUGUGAGAGCCAUUACCACAGAAAAAGAAGUGGAUCUAAAUGUAUUUAGGAAUCUGUUUGAGGACAAUAUUGCUGAGAAAGGCAGAAGUCAGACUGUAGGUCUAUAAAAGAAAUGGCAGCAAGAUCUUCUGGCCUGGAAGAGGAUCUCUCCUGUUCCAUGUGUUAUGAUAUCUUCAAGGAUCCUGUUCUCCUGACAUGCAGCCACAGCUUCUGUAAAGUCUGUCUGGAGCAGCACUGGAAACAGAAGGGCUCUCAGGAAUGUCCAGCCUGCAGGAGAAGAUCUUCAAGGGAUCUGCCUCCCUUCAACUUGGCUCUUAAGAAUGUGUGUGAGAAGUUCUUACGGGAACAGAGUCAGAGACCUCCAGCAGGGUCUGAAGAGCUCUGCAGUCUGCACAGGGAGAAGCUCAAGGUCUUCUGUAUGACUGAUGAAGAGCCUGUCUGCCUGGUUUGUCAGACCGCAGGAAAACACAAAAACCAUGAGUUCUGUCCUGUGGAAGAAGCUGUGAUGGAUCGUAAGGAAGAGCUCAAGGCUGCAUUGGAGCAUCUGAAAAAGAAACUUAAAGAGAUUGAUAAAGUUAAACAGACAUCUGACCAAACUGCAGAGUUCAUUAAGACACAGACCCAACAGACCGAGAGGCAGAUUAAGGAGGAGCUUGAGAAACUUCACCAGUUUCUACGAGAUGAAGAGGAAGCCAGGAUAGCUGCACUGAGGGAGGAAGAAAAGCAGAAGAGUCAGAUGAUGAAAGAAAAGUUUGAGAGCCUUACAAGAGAGAUUUCAUCACUUUCAGAGACAAUCAGAGCCAUAGAACAGGAGAUGAGAGCUGACAACAUUUUCUUCCUGCAGAACUACAAGGAGACAAAGAGAAGAGCCCAGCGCACACUGCAGGAUCCAGAGGAGGUUUCAGGAGCACUGAUUGAUGUUGCCAAGUACCUGGGCUCUCUGAAGUACAGAGUCUGGGAGAAGAUGCUGGGGAUUGUUCAAUACAUUCCUCUGUCUUUGAACACCAAUACAGCAUCACCACAACUUUCACUGUCAGAGGAUCUAACUAGUGUGAGAUACAGUGGUCAAAGACAGCAGCUUCCGGACAACCCAGAGAGGUUUGAUAGCAUUGUCUGUGUCCUUGGAUCUGAGGGAUUCACCUCAGGCACACACUGCUGGGAUGUGGACGUGGAAGACAAAACUUGUUGGGUCUUGGGUGUUGUCAAAAAGUCCAUCAAAAGGAAAGGAUCAUUCACUCUAAGACCAGAAGGAGGACUAUGGGCUCUAUGGCUAUCGGGGGAUGCCUACGGUGCACUGACCUCACCAGUGACACAAAUCACUCUGAAGAGGAAACCCAAGAAAAUCAGAGUGCAGCUCGACUAUGACAUGGGGGAGGUGUCAUUCUCUGACCCCAGUGAUGGGACAAUCAUCUACACUUUUAAACACAAAUUUAAUGAGAUGAUGUUUCCAGUUUUCUUUCCUGGCUCUGAUCUUGGUCCUCUGCGAAUCUGCCCAGUGAAGGUGUCAGUAACACAGUGUGUUGAGGAUGAAGACCAGGGCAGAUCUGGGAUGAAAAAUCAUCCUUAAGCUUCAAUGGCGUCACUGUGUGAUAUUGCUUAGACUCUGAUAGCAGCUUGUAACACCACUUCCAACAGGACAGGAGGAGGAGAAGAAUUGAAAUGCAGCCGUAGUGGUUAUUUGAAGAGACUUUAAAAUUGUUCAUUCUGCUUUGUAUGACUGUGUGGAAUCAAAACUAGUUAUUCACCGGGGUGAGAUAAUUCUGAAUAAGUUCCAAUUGUAAUGAAAAUGUUUUUGAAUUUCAGAGGUACCUUUAAAAUCACUUACCUAAUUCUGUCAUCCAGUUUCUUAGUUACAGAGAGAAAUCUAAUUAUUGUUUAUUGAGCUAUGAUUGAAGACCAGUUAACCCCUAGCAUGAAUAUGUUUCCAAGCUGUAUUAUCACUUACGUUGAUCUCAUGUUGUAAUGUACAGUACAGCAACAAACCAAAAGUGGGUGAAAUUAAUUAUUUCUCUGAUUAAGAAUUCAUAGAGUGUUUGUAAUGAAACUGUCAUUUAUUAAAAAGAAGUAUUAUCUGUG
Molecule: messenger RNA, 2083 nt
Organism: Lepisosteus oculatus (spotted gar)
Lineage: Eukaryota; Metazoa; Chordata; Actinopteri; Semionotiformes; Lepisosteidae
Product: E3 ubiquitin-protein ligase TRIM35-like
Biological process (GO): protein ubiquitination
Cellular component (GO): cytoplasm
Molecular function (GO): protein binding; ubiquitin protein ligase activity; zinc ion binding
Source: RefSeq, a predicted model, not a curated record